Messenger RNA from Leptidea sinapis, 493 nucleotides. RefSeq names its product ATP synthase subunit g, mitochondrial (gene ATPsynG). The record is from RefSeq and is a predicted model, not a curated record. The coding region runs from base 135 to 434 and encodes 99 amino acids. NCBI's taxonomy places the organism in Eukaryota, Metazoa, Arthropoda, Insecta, Lepidoptera, Pieridae. Gene Ontology annotation, molecular function: proton transmembrane transporter activity. The transcript has 2 exons. Gene Ontology annotation, biological process: proton motive force-driven ATP synthesis.
AGUUUGGCAGUUCGAUUGAAUUUUAUCAUUCCACAGGACACUUGCUAAAUUCCAAAUACAAAAAUCAUUUGGAAAACUUAAUUAAACGAUCACUUGUUUCAAUUAAAUUUAUAUACUACUUACAAAAUAUUAUAAUGGCUGGAGCUGUAGCCAAAAUUCCGUCGCUACUAAACACGGCGCUCGCUGAAGCUAGACCAAAAUUCGCCAUAUUCAUGAAAUAUGCUAAAGUUGAAUUAGCACCACCCAAAAUAAGUGAUAUUCCACAAAUCAAGGCUGGUAUUGCGAAAUUGAUGAACAGCGCUAAAACUGGAGCAUGGAAACAGCAAACUGUUAGACAAGCAACUUUGAACACAUUGGUUGGGGCUGAAGUGCUUUUUUGGUUUUAUAUAGGAGAAUGUAUCGGAAAACGUCACUUUGUUGGUUAUGAUGUUUAAACCAAUAUUAUUCAAUCAACUGUAGAUAUUAUAUUCAUUAAAAUAAAUUAUUAAACAGA